Ceutorhynchus assimilis (cabbage seed weevil) is the source of this 8829-nucleotide messenger RNA. The record is from the annotation of a GenBank genome assembly. Lineage: Eukaryota; Metazoa; Arthropoda; Insecta; Coleoptera; Curculionidae.
UAAAAUUUUAUUGUAUCUUCGUAUUAUUUUGUAUAACUUGACGUUUUUCGCUAUUUAUUUUUGCUUGUAUUAGGAGGAGCAACUGAUUAAGCUCUCCGAACUUUGCACUGGAGUAAUAAGUUCAGUUCAUUGAACUCAGUGCAACAACAACUGACAUAUGUACCAACAUAAAAUCUAAAAAAAAAAAAAUACAUGGUUGAAAAACACAGAACGACACACCCGCAUUAUUAUACUGUUCUCUUUUUAUCACAUCAACGUAAUCUAUAGUUUCUUCUUUUUCUAUUGUUAAAAGAGCCGAUUCCGAUUAUAAGUGACUAAAAAUGGUGGACACUACUACAAAUAUUUUCCAAUUUUAAUGUAAAUUUAGAGUAGUUUUAUUAUAUAAAGAUGAAUCAGUUUUAAAUGUAGCGAUUUUAUUUACCGAUUUAUGUGUGUCGAGUCGCGAUUCAAGCAUUCGUAAGACGUAGUGCCAGUCAUUUUCAGCCCCUGUAACCAACUGAGAUGUCGUCUGACGAGGAAAAACCACCAGCGCCCCCUGUUCGGUUGACGUCCAAUAGAGGCACAGAUUUUGUAAACACCAUCACAGUGGACCGGCCUCUACCCAAAGAACCCGACGAUGCGGACCGGAAAAAGAAAAACCUCAAAGUUAAAAAAGCUUCUACUCUAUCCAAAUACUCGUCAGAUAAGCCAAAUAUCUCGUAUCCUACCAAUUUUGAGCAUACAGUUCACGUGGGAUUUGAUCCAGUGUCUGGAGAGUUUACGGGAAUGCCAGAGGCGUGGUCCCGAUUGUUAAUGAAUUCAAACAUUAGCAAACAGGAACAGAAAAACAAUCCGCAAGCCGUUUUAGAUGUAUUAAAUUGGUACGAUAAUACUUCCAAGGAACCACCCAACGCUAAGUAUAUGACCAAAACCAACGCUACCACUCACUCUGGUUCUUCUCUGAGUCGCGUUUCGAGCUCCAGUCCUAGUAGUACCACUCCCACGGAUAUUGAAGGGGGCCCGCAUUCUUACCACAGUCCUGUCCACGUCCCCAGUUCGGAAAUUGAAGACGAAGCACCGCCACCUCCUAUUGCUAGUAGGCCCGAAAGAACUAAAAGCAUUUAUACAAAACCAAUUGAAGAUGAAAAAUUACCAGCAAACAAUGUAAAUUCGAUACCGACGCCUCACAGUUUGAGCCCCUCCUAUGUCAACACAUCAUGUACAGCUUCGACAACGGCUAAUUCUAACAACAGCUCUAGUGGCACUGUUUUGGAUCGUAAUAAGAAUCCGCCUGGACCGGAUGUUUCGCGCGCAGCAUCGGAAAAACGCAAGAAAAAAAUGUCUGAUGAGGAAAUUUUGGAAAAACUACGCAGUAUCGUGUCUGUGGGGGAUCCGAAUAGGAAAUAUACAAAAUUAGAUAAGAUCGGUCAAGGUGCCUCUGGUACAGUCUACACAGCAAUCGAAACUGGUACCGGCAUGGAAGUAGCAAUAAAACAAAUGAACCUAUCCCAGCAACCGAAAAAGGAACUGAUCAUAAAUGAAAUUCUGGUGAUGCGAGAGAACAAACACAGCAACGUCGUCAACUACUUAGAUAGCUAUUUGGUGAACGAGGAAUUGUGGGUGGUCAUGGAAUAUUUGCCCGGCGGUUCUUUAACGGACGUAGUCACCGAAACCUGCAUGGACGAGGGCCAAAUAGCGGCCGUUUGUCGCGAAGUGUUGCAAGCCUUGGACUUUUUACACUCGAACCAAGUCAUUCACAGGGAUAUCAAGUCUGACAAUAUACUGCUGGGCCUCGACGGUUCUGUCAAAUUAACGGAUUUUGGUUUUUGUGCUCAAAUCAGUCCGGAACAGUCGAAAAGAACCACCAUGGUGGGCACGCCUUAUUGGAUGGCACCGGAAGUGGUCACUCGGAAACAAUACGGUCCCAAAGUUGACGUGUGGUCGUUGGGAAUAAUGGCCAUAGAAAUGAUAGAAGGCGAGCCUCCUUAUCUUAACGAGAAUCCAUUGAGGGCUUUGUAUUUGAUUGCCACCAAUGGUAAGCCGGAUAUCAAAGAAAAGGAAAAAUUAUCUGCAGCUUUUCAAGACUUUCUUGAUCAGUGUUUGGCUGUAGAAGUAGAUAAGCGUUCAUCAGCGAAAGAUCUCCUAAAACAUCCCUUUUUACGAUUAGCGCGACCUCUGGCCAGUUUAACCCCUUUAAUUUUGGCUGCUAAAGAUGCGGCAAAACAACAUUAGCGUUAAGCAAAAAUCAGCCCCUAAUCUCACAUGCAUCCUUAAUAAACUUAUUAUACUUUAGAGGCUUAUUUAUCAGUAAUAGUAGCUAAUUUCCUAACAACAAUAUUUUCUGAGGAGAAUGCAGUUAAACCUAUUUAUAUUUAACAAGCCUUUGAAUGAGACCUGGCAUUAUUGAUCCAACAGUGAAGAUUGUCUUGCCUUCACCACUGGCGUAGCGGCGUAGCUAAACCAAACGUGGACGUCGGCGACAUCCGAAUUGCGAGGCCCUUUUUAUGAAGGGGUGGUCAUAUUUUUUGUGACAAAAAACUGGAUAUAAGACAGGGAUGGGUAGCUGCCGGCAGGCCCCCCGAACCGAAAGAUAACCGCGGAAGGCGAGCAUUUUUUGAGUGUCACGCCACCUUUUUCAGGCAUAUCAUUUGAUAGUCAUUUUCAGUCAAAAAUAUUAAUAGUAUGACGCGAACAUGGACCAACAAUUUUUAGUAGGAAUCAGGAAAUUUUUCAGGAAACCUAAUUAAUUUCUGAAUCCCUGUAUGUUAGUAUGUUUAUGUUUGCUGUUUGCUGUACAAAAUCAAAUGCUGGAUAGACUUUCAAAAUGCUGUAGAAUGUACAGGGUGUUUCCUUAUAUUUUGACCCCCUACCUACAGCUUAUGCUAUAUGAAGUGUAAAAAAACUUUAAAUAUGAAAGGUGUAGGGUUUUAUGUCUAUUAUCUUUUUCGAAUGUCAAAUUGGGCAAAUGACAGGUGUCAACUGUCACAAUGACAAACACUUGCAUUUUUCAAAUGGAACACCCUGUAUAUUUUUGUCUAGAAUGAUAGAUCGUUUUCUUCUGAUUCCAAACAUACCAUAUACUUAUGUUGAUAUUUGGUUCAGCUGUUUUUACGCUAUUCAAGUUUAAAAAUGCAUUUACAGUAAUUCCGGCCCUUAAGGGCCGGAGUUAUAUGCGAGCCCGAAGGGGGCUUGACGGGUGGUUCAGUUUUUCCUAGAAUUUUCCACUUUUCCAAGUCGUUUUCAGUCAAGAAACCCGAUUUGAAAUACGAGGCUUUGAAUUUGCUACAUUUUGUACUAAAAAUUCCCAGUUUUCCAAUGGGGUAAGUGACAAAAACUCAAAUUUCAUUAAGUAGGCUUUGGAAUGUCAUUUUUAGAGGUUUUUCUUUGCAUUUGUCCGCUUUUCCAGAGCUUUUCUGGUCGGAAAAACCUAUUUAAAGUAAGAGGUUUUGAGUUUUCUUCAUUUUCCACCAAAAAUUGCCAGUGUUUUAACGGGGUAAGUGAGAAAAACUCUAUUUUUAUCAAGUAGGUUUUGGAAUGUCAUUUUCGUUGGUUUUUUUUUUGGAAUUUUUAUUUAAGGUUUUUGGGGUCCGGGGAUGGUUUUCUAUCACUUUUUUUCUCGAAAUUCGCAAAAUAAAAAAAUAAAAAAACUUUUUUGACGUUGACAGCUGUCAAUUUUUUUUUGACACAAAUCGAUAGUUGGCGUCGCGAAACUGCCUUGAUUUUCGUAGCUUUUAUAGCAGAGCGGAAAAAAAGUCGAACAUGUGUCAAAUUUGACAGGUGACAUUUGUCGAUAUUGCCAAAGUGUCGUGCGACAAAAGUUUUAUCCGAACGAACCCGUUCAUUGUUAACUGAUUUUUCAUACUCCGGCCCUUUGGGCCGUAAUCUUUGAAACAAAAAGACGUCAUUUUGUAUCGAUUGUCAAAAAAACCCAAGGUUUAAAAUUUCAAUUUUUUGACGUUUGUUGUAUCAUGAGCAACGUUGCCAUAUGUUUUUAUCAAAUCUCGAUUUAUAGGUUAUUUUGAACCCAAUCAUUGACAUUUCUGAAAAAUAUUUCCUUUAAAAUUCCCAAAUAUCCUUUGGAAUCCCCAAAAAUAUAUUAAAAUCUCAGAAUAGACCGAUCUCCUAUUACCUGGACUGCGCGCGUCGCUUGUAGGCUGCAGGUGAGCGUCCAAUGAGAAGCAAGUUUGUGACAGGCUUGCCUCAUAUUCUAAUUCAGGAGCCAGUUCAGAAUCAAUCGUUCCUUCUUUCUUUGUAACGUGUAAUUUGACAAAGAGCAAACUAAUACUUUACAUAUUACUUGCACUCACCGCAGUUUCGUUUAAGGUUAUGUUAGAUUAUACUUGACAUAUAUUCAUUGAGCGAUGUUGCCGGAUGAAACAUUUAUCAAAAUAAAAGUGCAAACGAUAGUCAUCCACUUUAAAGCUCUUCUUUUGUCUGAUUUAAGGCAUUGUAAAACCCUCGACACUAUAUCACUUCUUUAAUGUCAUACUGUUCGAUUUGUAUUGUUUACAUUUGGUUCUGCAACAAUAGAAUCUGGCUCUGGCUACACUGCAGCCUACAAGUUGCGCGCGCAUGUCAUCCUCUAUUGCUUUCUAACUUGUAUUUAUUACAAUUAAGCUCACUUUUUCUAAUCAUGCGAGACAGGUCUAUUCCAUAAUUUAGUGGAAUUUCAGUAGAAUAAUUAUGUUAUUCUGAAAAAGGAAUUAGAUGUGAAAUUUUUGCGGAGUUUUCAUAGAAUUCACAUUAAAUUUUAAUUCCUCUCGAAUUACUUGAAAUUUCAGUGAAAUUUUGAUCGAAUUACACGAAAUCCUAAAUGAAUUACAUGGAGGAAUUUUAAACAAUUAAGAAAUUACACCGAAAUUCCUAACAUGAAAUUUCAGUUUUUACUGAAUUUUAAUAAUGCCGAGGAAUUUCCAGCUAAAAACAUGGAAUUUCGGUGAUAUUCCGAAAAAUUACCAUGUAAUAACAAGAAAUUUCAAUAUAUUUCGAUGAAUUUUUAAGAAAUUACUUGAAACUUCAUUAAUAUUCCCAGAAAUUCCUGGGUAUUAAAAGAGAAUUUCAGUGAAAUUCCGAAAAAUUCCUAUGAAAAUAAAUUAAAUUUUGAAAAUUCCUUGAAGUUUCAUUGGACUUUCGAGAAAAUUUCGGUUAUGAACGUAGAUAUUCUCAUAAAAUUUUAGUGAAUUCCGAGACAUUUUUAAGAAAUUACAUGAAAUUCCAAAAAAAUUUUAUGAAAAUUUUGUGGAAUUCCAGGAUAUUUCAGUGGUAAAAUUUUGAUGAAUUUAAGUCAAGUUAAAAAAAAUAUAUGGAAUUUUGAAAUUGAAAUCUUAGUGGAAUUCCGAGGAAUUUCAUGAAAUCCUAUACUGUAAUUAGCCUCCUCACUUGAAAUAGUCAUGAGCCGCCACUGAAUCAGAAGAAAAAAAGCUAUCAUUCUAGCCAAAAAUAUUCAGGGUGUUCCAUUUGAAAAAUGCAAGUGUUUGUCAUUGCGACAGUUGGCACCUGUCAUUUGCCUGUUUUGACAUUCGCAAAAGAUAAUAGAAAUAAAAACCUACGAGCUGGUUUCUCAAUAGCGAGUCACCAGUCACCUCCGGGUUGGUUUUAACUCCAGGGUAAGCGUGUCCAGUUGCUAUGUUUACCCUGGAGUUAUCCUCAACCCGGGGAUGACUUGCUAUUGAGAAAACGACCCUAUAACUUUCAUACCUAAAGUUUUUUUCCACCUCGUAUAGCUAGAGCUGUAGUUAGGGGUCAAAAUAUGAGGAAACACCCUGUACAAUAUAGCGAAAUACUGUACGUAUGUCUCGGUUGGAGGUUCGGCUACCAGUUGAGAAAAGUGCUAAAUAAUUUAAUUAACCAACAAUACGUGAUAAGAACAGUGUUACAAUUACCGGUUUAUCGAAAUACCGAGAAUCUACCGAAAAAAUAAAAACCAUAUGAUUUGAGAUUUCUAGGUUAAUUUGCAGUAGAAAUAAUAAUUUUCAGUGAAUUCUAUGAGAUUUAGAAGUUUCGUAUAGAAUUAAGUUUAUUUGUUCUCUGCGUUUUAUUUUGGGAAAUCAAAAAGUGCCAAUUUUUAGGGUUCGGUAACCUAUUUUUUGCGAGGCUCCUUAGGGCGCGAGGCCGUCGGCAGCCGCCGACGUCGCCGACGCUUAGCUACGCCACUGGCCUUCACGUAUUAAAAAUAUAUUUAUGUACGACCUACACUGUAAGAGCUUAUUACGUAACUCAUUUUAGUCUAUUUGAGUUACGUAAUAAGUUGCAUUAUCGUGCUUAGUGAUGUAAUGAGCUCAUUACAUCACUCAGUGAUGUAAUGAGAGCUCAUUUUUAUUGAAAAAAUUAUAAAUAUAAUCUUUUGGGAAAAAUUAAAACCAUUUCGAAUAUAUGAAAAAAAUCUGGGUCGUACAUAAAAUGUUGUAUAUCACACGUACGGUAACGCUCAUUACACCACUCGUGUGAUUACUUCGACUCGGUCUACGACCUCGUCUUGGCAAUAUUCCCCACUCGUUACUGUAAUGAAGCUCAUACCGUACUAGUAAUAUAAAUAACUAUUACAUAAGCCGCUAGAUAUUCAAUUUUAAAAAAUACCGACAUAAUUGACAUAUAUGAGAACAAGCUGUGAAAGGACUAAAACCAACACAAUAGUAUUUAUGUUACAAGUUUCUAGAAUGAUUUAUUAAAAUAUAAGUUCAGGUGUUUAUGGACAAUUUUCUAUAACAUUCAGAAAAUAGCUGGUACCGGCGAUUAUUAUAAUAAUUAAUGGAGAGAGCAGGGGCUGAUUCCAAUAUAUUUUAACAUUGUUAUCGAUUGUGACAGACUAUAUUCUGUGUUGCUAGGAAUGACGACCGAGCAGCAAUUCUAGUAAUACAGAUGAUACACACACAAAAAAAAUCUUCUUAGGGAUGUAAGCAUUUAUUUUAGAGCUGUAUUUGUAUAAAUGUCACGAGACUGUGCCUAAUUUCUCGAUAAUAAUUUGCGAGCGCGUGUGGAAAUGAUAGGAAUACUUUCAAGUACCGAUAAUGUAUGAUUUCUUAAAAUCGUUGUGAAUAUUUUUCAGCUUUGGCUCAUUAUUUCUUAAUUUACUUUAAGCUUUAUUUGCUCAACUUAUGUUAGAUUGCUUUUUUUCUUAACGGUGCCAUUUUGACAAAGAUUCCUUAGGGCCGGUUUCUCAAUAGCGAGUCACCUUCAGGUUGGUUUCAACUUCAGUUGCUAUGUUUACCCUGGUGUUAUGCUGAACUCGGGAAUAACUUGCUAUUGAGAAACUAGCCCAAAUUUUAUUAUUAUUGUAAAUACUAAUUUUUUGUAAGCUUUAAAAAAAAAUGUUUGUGUAUAUUUAUUAUUAAAUUAGCCAUAUCAAUAUUCUAUUAUUAUGACAUACUAUUUUAUUUUGAUUUAUAUAGUGUAGGCACCUACCCAUAUUAAAAAAAUAAUAAUACAUUAAUAUGAUAUUGUCUAUAAUAUUAAUAAUUAUUCUGAUUCGAUCAAUGAAUGAAUGAUAAAGAAAACAAAGAAUAUUGAAUAAUUGAAAUUAAAAAAAAUAUAUAAAACUAGUAAUAGUAUUUUUGCACUAGUAAUUAUGACAAAUUGUGAUUGCGUAGACAUACUAUUGUUGCCAACAAAAAAUAGUGUGUGGUAUUAAAAUUCUUUUUUAAUAAUUUACUUUUUUUGAAGUUUUAUUUUCAAAUAACUGGAAAUCUAUUAGUUACAAACCAUAGAAUCUAGAGUACGAAGAUAUAUUACCUUUAUCAUUGUAUCAUUCCCUUGGUAUUUUUUAAGCCACAAAAAUAUGAAAGGGUUUAUUCCUCAAUCGACUUCUAGACACCUAUUAUCAACUAAUAAUUAUUACAGAUUCCCUCUUCUUCCAACAACUCAAUUCCCUUGGCUGAAUGGUUAUUGUUAUAACAAAACACUGUGUAUCCAACACCAAUAAACGUUUCGAAAAAUAAAAAAUAAUAUAUUCAUCAACAAAUUUAGUUUCAAUAAAAGUUAACAAACAAAUUAGAAAUUGGUUUUAUACUUUUUCAUUUCCACCAUAAUAUGAUGGAUAUUAACCAAUUGAGAUCUCACAUUUGGCGGCAACAAUUUAUGGAACCUGUGAUAAUACUGUACCAAUUGCGUCAAAGCCAAUUGCAACAAACUAGCUCCAGUUACUAAAUUGGGAAACGAUAAAAGCACUUCUCGGUUCAAGUCCUCCAAAGAUUUUUUCCAAUUCAGUGAAAAGUUUUGCACUAUAUCCAUAGAUUUGCUUUCCAUUUGCUUCAACUCGCUCAGUUUGGAAGUUUCGAAAUAAUGUUCGCUCUCUUUGACAUAUUGAAUCAUUUCGCCAAAGUGCGGAAAUAAAAUCUGUUCAGCGUACUCCCCACUUUUCGCUGCCAAUCGGGACUUGAAAGUUUCCGCUUCUUUACAAUUGUCCCGAGUGCGUUCCAUAAUGAUGCUCAAAAUCAUGUCGUAAUUGUUGAUGAGGAAAAUCAGUUGGUCUUUUCGGUCAGAAAAUGCACCAGCCAUACGGAAAAUGAACAUAUCCACUUCUUCUUGGAGUUCUGCUAGUAGUUUUGCAAUCAUUUGGUUGGGGAAAUUUUCGCUUAUGCUAACUAUGGCAGCGCUGAAUUCGUUUAAAAUAUACUCACAUAAUGUGGACCUUUUUCCAAAUUAAAUUUGGACACGUCACAAUCUCUGACGCUUUUAGUGUUGUUUUUGAUGAUACGUUCAAAUCUAGGCAAGAGGAUUUGCUCUAAAUGGUCCCAGUACUCGUCCAGCGCUGGCACGCAUCGUUUGUGACACAUAAUCUUGUAACGGAGUACCAAGUGGAAACACAGAAAGAUGGCAAUGGAAUCGUAACAAGUGGACAUGUAUUGUUCAAUA